AUGGGAAAAGAUAUUAAUUCCUAUCAUCUUCUUGAUAACGACAUCUGCUUUGAUAAAAAAGAAUUUCAAUCUAGAGAAAUCAAUGAUGAAUUGGUUGUUAAAAUUUCAGAAGAAGAUAUUGCCGCAUCAGAAUCUCUUAAUAGUGAACAACAACAUGUCUAUAAUGCAAUGCUAGAAAAAGUAUUUGCAAAUCAAAAUGCUGCAUUCUUUGUAAAUGGCCCAAGUGGGACAGGGAAAACAUUCAUGUACAAGGCACUUCUCGCAACAGUACGAUCAAGAAAAUUAGUAGCACUUGCAACUGUUUCAUCAGGUGUUGUUGCAUCUAUUCUUUCGGGAGGUCGAACAGCACACUCACGUUUUAAGCUUCCACUUGAUACUAACGAAAGAAACACGUGUUGUGUCAGCAAACACAGUACCCUGGCAAACUUAUUUUAUGCAGCAAAAUUAAUAAUAUGGGAUGACACUCCAAUGACAAGAAAACAACACAUAGAAGCAUUAGAUAAAAUGACACGAGACAUCAAUGAUUCAGAUGUAACAUUCGGUGGAAAUGUUGUUUUCGGCAGAGAGUUUUUACCGGUUUUACCCUUGGUUAUUAAAGGAACACGACAAGAACAUGUUAAUUCCAGUUUGGUUUAUUCCUAUUUAUGGCCUACAUUAAUCAAGUUUCGAUUAAUUGAAAAUAUGCGAGUAAGAUUGGAUCCCAUUUUUUCAGAUUAUGUGUUAGAAAUAGGUAACGGAAUGCCACCAAACACAGUUGAUGAAACCAUAAAAAUUCUGAAUGGGAUGCUUGUUCCCUAUGAUGGUGGCAGCACUCCUUUAGAUCAUUUAAUAGAAGAUGUUUUUCACAAUAUUCAAUAA
Molecule: messenger RNA, 858 nt
Organism: Juglans microcarpa x Juglans regia
Lineage: Eukaryota; Viridiplantae; Streptophyta; Magnoliopsida; Fagales; Juglandaceae
Exons: 1
Coding region: 1-858 (285 amino acids)
Biological process (GO): DNA repair; telomere maintenance
Molecular function (GO): DNA helicase activity
Source: RefSeq, a predicted model, not a curated record